UGUGUGUGUGUGUGUCCGGUGUGUGUAUGUGUGUCCGGUGUGUAGCAUGAAGGAGAGGACCGACUCUGUUGUGUUUUCUUAACCGCAGAAAUGACCAAACACACUCCGUCACACCUCGAGGACACCAGAUAACGAGGCAGAGACGUUUAACCGACGGUUUGGACGCAACUGUCUUUAAUUACUGUUGGCGUCUCACCGCGUUACUAUGUUUUCGGUCGGUAUGUCUCGGUCGUAGCCAAAGUGUCCCCUCAAACCAGCCUGUGUUUUACUGCGCCAGUGACAGAGAUGCGUUUCAACGAGAAGGAGCUGGUGUCCCUGAGCCGCCAGCCCUCAGAGAUGGCAGCCGAGCUGGGGAUGCGAGGACCCAAGAAAGGAGACGUUGUAAAGAAGAGGCUGGUGAAACUCGUCGUUAACUUCCUCUUUUAUUUCCGGACUGAUGAGGAGGAGCCUAUUGGAGCUCUGCUGUUGGAGCAGUGUCGGGUGGAGAGGGAGGACAGCCAGGCCUUCUCUAUUGCAUUUCUGGAUGAAGCAGAGAGGAAGUAUUUGUUUGAGUGUGACUCAGAGGAGCAGUGCGGAGAGUGGGUAGAGUCCAUUAUCAAGGCCAGUUACGAGUUCAUGAGGAAGAACCUGAUAUUCUAUCGAACUGAAAUCCACAGGCUCACUGGCAAGGACCCCCUGGAGCAGUACGGUAUAUCAGACGAAACUCGCUUCCAGGUCAACAACAGCCUGCAACUUACGCCUAGUGAUGCAUCCUCCCUGUAGACCAGUGUCCUGUGUACACAUGUACUUUAUUUUCAUUUUAGUUCGCCCUGCCAUUCCAACAUUCACUCCUCACUGGUUUGAAAACAGUGGCAUUAGCAUAAGCACACCUGCUUUUUAGAUCUUCGCUGCUCUGACUGUGUUUAGUGUUGCUCCAGACUUAGAGAGGUUCUUGUGCAAAUGAUAGCAGAGUUUCUGAGGCCAUGCAAAGUGAUGGCGUGAUAACGCCGUUUAUUUCUUAUGUCAGUCAUUGCAGGUAACAUGGGGGUGUGGAAAAAGUCGACACUGUCUUAUUUUCGGUUUAGAGGAUUUUACAUGCCAUUUUCUAUGCUGUUUUUAGACUUUGCUUCGGUUAAUUGGUUGUCUGUAUAAAACAUGUUUUAUACUGUUUUCUACUGGACACACUGUACUUUUAGACAAUGUGAUUUUGAGAGCGUCUCAUUAUAUUCGCGCUGUAGAGCUGCAGCUGUGACUUUCUUUCAGGAACAUUAGUAAUAUGAUCACAACUGGGCUUAACAAGAAUCAAUCCAGGAUGUAUGAAUAUUAAUCAAGUAAAUGAAUGCUGUUUGAAGAAGCCUAUGAUUAUUAGAUACAAUGCCCAAUUUAGAAAACUUGUGAUGGUAUUUGCUGUUUGAUUUAACCUGCAUGGGCCCUUUGAUCUGCUGAGUUGAGCCACUUAUUUUACUUAUGAGAAAGACGUUUUUAACAAUCCCCACGUCUGUUUAUCAUAUAGGCCAUUUAGACUAUGUAGUUUUAAAAACUAUACUUUUGCACAUAUUACUUUACUGGGUGUUGGGAGGGCUUUUUAAUAAUUAAAAUUUCAAAAACGUACUUGAACCUACUGUACCCUCUCUGUGGCACUUUGAAACAGAUUCCUUUAGAUAAGCUGUUGGACCAGGCUCUUGACAUAAUUUGUCAAUAUCGCACCAACUGCUUUGUCAGUGUAGCUACAACAGAGUAGCAGCUAAUGUAGAAGUGAAAUUUUGCUCAAGCACAUUUCAUUUUGCAAAUUAAAAAAAAUCAUUAAAUAAUUAGAUUGCAGUGAUCAGGAGUCUACUGACAAGCAGGAUAUAUGUAAUUGAAUGUGUCUUUAUUUCACCUUUUGCACAUGAAAUGUGUUAAGUCUGUUCUUACUUCAUGUUAGAUUAUAUUUGUUUCACUUGCAUCUCUUUUUUUUUUUUUACUAAUAAAGCCAUUUGAAAGAUACUGUAAAUCAAUGCAGUGCGUAUAUUUGUAUAUUUAAAGGGUAUUUUUCAAUCUGAACUGUAUUUGCCUGUUUUGUUUCUAAGAUUAAAGGCCUCAUGGGAACAGCA
Messenger RNA from Plectropomus leopardus (leopard coralgrouper), 2072 nucleotides. RefSeq names its product pleckstrin homology domain containing J1 (gene plekhj1). Gene Ontology annotation, biological process: retrograde transport, endosome to Golgi; endosome organization; receptor recycling. Lineage: Eukaryota; Metazoa; Chordata; Actinopteri; Perciformes; Serranidae. The record is from RefSeq and is a predicted model, not a curated record. Gene Ontology annotation, cellular component: recycling endosome; early endosome; trans-Golgi network.